AUGGCGGAUCCAGACCCGUUACCGAACCCAGCCACCAAGCACGAUGCUACCGACAGCGAAGGCGGCUACUUUCCCGGCCUCGACGGCGGCCCCGACUCGCCCAGUGAGCAUGUUAUCACAGACACCCCGACCCUGGGCCCAACAACCCCCAGCUCCGGCAGCCCGAAACUGUCAAGGAACCCAUCUUUCUCGAAUAGCAGCUCAUAUCAAGAGGACUGGGAGGCUUUCCCACCCUUGGACCGCCUGAGUGUUCUGGACAUUCUUGACAACUUUGCUCUGCCGCAUCAACUUGAGAAGCUGCAGAGAGGCCUGUCAGCUCAAACGCAGAAGGUGCGCAAGUCGCGAGAUGCCCUCAAGAACAGGAGUCAGGUGGCACGGGAGCGCAUGGUCGAAGAAUGGAGACGACGCGUCCCUCCUGCGGAAGAGCAGCUUGACCGCUACAAGAAGCGUAUGCGGACGAGCGUUGAUAAGCUUGGCAAGCAGUGGAACGACACAAAGGUCAUCACGCUACGUGAGAAGGUGUCGUUCAUUUGCGGUGUCCUGAACAUCUUCAUCAGCGGCUACCUGAUCGGGGCUUACCCAGAAUACAUGCACCUGUGGUACUCCGCCCAGACCAUCUACUUCAUGCCAAUCCGCUACUACACCUACCAUAAGCGAGGAUAUCACUAUUUCCUGGCCGACCUCUGCUACUUUGUCAACCUGCUUCUGAUGCUCAGCAUAUGGGCUUUCCCAGGCUCAAAACGGCUCUUUGUCGCGACAUAUUGCCUUGCUUUCGGAAACAACGCAGUUGCAAUCAUCAUGUGGAGAAACUCCCUGGUCUUCCACAGCUUCGACAAAGUUACGUCGCUCUUCAUACACAUCAUGCCGUGCGCGACUCUGCACAGCAUCGUCCACCUCUGUUCCCCGGAACGACAGCUCCAACGAUUUCCCGCUGCCUAUGCAGUGAAGCACUCGCCACCCGGCUCCCCGACAGCUUACGCGAACGUUAUUUCGAUGCUCGCUUGGAGCACCAUUCCCUAUGCCAUCUGGCAGCUUGCCUACUAUUUCCUGAUCACUGUUCGACGCCGAGAAAAGAUCCUGGCCGGACGUCCCACAUCUUUCACCUGGCUACGGAAGUCCUACUCCAAGGCCUGGCUUGGGAGGAUUGUCCUUUCGCUCCCCGAAAGCCUCCAGGAACCGGCAUUCAUGUUCAUCCAGUACUCUUACGCCGUCCUAACCAUGAUACCCUGCCCAAUAUGGUUCUACAGCCGAUGGGCUUCGGCAGGGUUUCUGAUGGUUGUUUUUGUGUGGAGCGUAUACAAUGGCGCGACCUACUACAUUGAUGUGUUUGGCAAGCGCUUCCAGAAGGAACUUGAGGCGCUGAAGGCUGAGGUCGCGAGGCUACAUGUCGGCCCGGACGGCUACACAAGCCCGCUGAUGACACCGCACGUGGAGGGGCCCGCGGCGUCAGGAGAGGCGAGCCAGAAGGAAGGAAAUGAGAGCUUCAAGGCCGAGGCACUGGGUAAUAUUGACAGUAUUCCGCUGCUUAAUGACGAACGCGAGGCAAAGCGCGGCAGCACCAGUGGGGUGGAAAUCGACGGAGGUGCGAAGGAUGUCGCAAGGGAAAGGAAAGCUGGACAGGCAAGCUCAUGA
This is a messenger RNA of Diaporthe citri, 1632 nucleotides long. RefSeq lists its product as uncharacterized. Gene Ontology annotation, biological process: phosphatidylcholine biosynthetic process. The transcript has a single exon. NCBI's taxonomy places the organism in Eukaryota, Fungi, Ascomycota, Sordariomycetes, Diaporthales, Diaporthaceae. The record is from RefSeq and is a predicted model, not a curated record. Bases 1 to 1632 code for a protein of 543 amino acids.